Diprion similis is the source of this 556-nucleotide messenger RNA. RefSeq names its product NADH dehydrogenase [ubiquinone] 1 alpha subcomplex subunit 6 (gene ND-B14). The record is from RefSeq and is a predicted model, not a curated record. NCBI's taxonomy places the organism in Eukaryota, Metazoa, Arthropoda, Insecta, Hymenoptera, Diprionidae. The transcript is spliced from 3 exons. Gene Ontology annotation, biological process: response to oxidative stress. The coding region runs from base 41 to 409 and encodes 122 amino acids.
ACUAAAUUUUUUAUUUCACCACCAGGGUCAGUAAAUAGCAAUGGCCUCCGCUGUAAGGACUGUCCGUCGCCAAGUGCGACCAAUUUUAUCUAUUGAUCAACCCGAAGCACGAUCGAGAGUUCUUAACUUGUACAAAGCAUGGUACCGCCAAAUCCCAUUUAUUGUUCUGGAUUACCAUAUCCCGAAGUCGGAGAAACAGUGCAGACAGAAACUUCGCGAGGAAUUCAUGAAGAAUGCUAAUGUGAAAGACAUCAGAGCCAUAGAUCUGCUUGUUAUCAAAGGUCAAAUGGAACUAAAGGAAACUGUGGAGAUUUGGAAGCAGAAAGGAACGCUCAUGAACUACUUCAAGGAAACGGAGGAAAAGAAACCCACAGAUUUUCUGUCUAAAUUUUUAUCUGGGCAGGAUUAGUUUGAAUGUGUGCGUACACUUUUCGAGAUAGCUAACGUUAUAGUUUUUCAAAAUCGAUUUAGUCACACUAAUGACAAAAAAUCUGUACAAGCAAUGUCUUUUUCCUGUAAGUUAUUAUUGAAAUAAAAUGUACAUAGUAAAUCAUAA